AUGUCGUGCCUAAGCCAAAGCGUGAAUAGCACUGAUCCCUCCUAUCGUGCAACGAUCAACCCUCAACAGUCCGAUGAUGACCCACACGCUCAUAUCAGAUGCGCAAGCUCAAAGGUGACAGGGUGGGGGGGGGGGGGGGGGGGGGGGGGGGGGGGGGGGGCUUCACUAUCCUCUGCGAGAUGUUCACAGCGACCAAAAAGUCAACAAGCUUUGUGCUUCACUCUCAUAUCCAGCUUCUUAACUCGUAUAUCAUGCCAUACGAUCACCAACAUAACGCUCAGUGAUUGGUCGCGCUUGAUAUAA
Molecule: messenger RNA, 303 nt
Organism: Dicrocoelium dendriticum
Lineage: Eukaryota; Metazoa; Platyhelminthes; Trematoda; Plagiorchiida; Dicrocoeliidae
Source: the annotation of a GenBank genome assembly